UUAGGUGAUUUGUCAACACGUAAGCUUGUGCAAUAAAUGCCUGUUUUUCUUUAAUUUUUCCUCGUGGAUCGAUUGUUUCUCGUUGAAAAUAGUAAAUUAAAUAUUUAGACAUGACUUUGAGCGAUAGCGAAGAUUUUGAGAGCGCCGAUGAAGGCCAGGACCACACGGAUAAGAAAGGCAGAAAGUCUAGGAAUUCAUCGUCAAAUUAUAGUGAUAACUUGGAAGCGGAAGGAGAUAUGAAAAAGGCUUCAGCGCCUGUAGUGACCAAGGAUAACCCUAAGCUAACAGUGGAAGAAACAGACGGUUGGGAUGACUUUGACAUUGACAGUAGUGAACCGGUAGUACAGCCAAGUCCUGAUAAGAAAACUAGUGAUAAUAAAAAGCCUGCAUCCAAACUUGAACCUAAGCAAACUUCUAAGGAAAAAGAACCUGUAAAGAGUAGUAAAGAUAUGGGCUGGGAUGACUUUGAUGACUGGGGAGAUGAUAAUACAGUUACCAAUGCAUCUAAGGAGCCAAAAGAGCAGUCACAUAAAGCACCAUCCCCACAAGACCGUGAUAUCAAGGAGGUGACAGAGAAGCUGGCGUCUACCUCCACCGGCGGCUGGGGAUGGGGGUGGGGCAUGGACUCCCUGCUGAGCACUGCCACUGCCGGUCUCACCACUAUCACUAACCAGGUUUCUCAGGGCAUAACAACAGUCCUAGAAACGGGUAUUGGUGCACCGGAACCAGAAGAGUUGGCCAAGAGAAUGGCGGCUAGUGAUGAUAAGAUUCCAGAAACUAGUUCGUACGCUGCCAAACCCGCUGAACAGACAGAAAGUGCUAAAACUCCAAGCGAUAGCGGAUUUGGUUUUGGAAAUAUACUGAAGUUCGUUGAAUCCACAGGUUCCAAAGUAAUAACAGGUGGCUUGGACACCCUGGAGACUAUAGGACGUAAGACUAUGGAGAUACUUCAGGAAGGUGACCCUCGGUUCGUAAGGAAACGGGCACUGCUAGGGUUAGACCCUGAUACUCCCGUGCUCUCCAAAGUACUGAGAGAAGCCAAGGCCAAAGCCGAGGAGGAGGAUCGGAUACGAGAAGAGAAGAGAGAAGCUAAGGAGAUACAUUAUGAGAAUCUUUUUGAUGAUUAUGGAGGGUUAGUCCACUUGGAAGCGCUGGAGAUGUUGGCUAAACAAGUUAACAUGCGCAUUGAAGAGCGGCUGCGCUGCGCCGACAGCGAAGAGAAGCAGGACCUCAAGGAGACCUUACAGCAGAUCACUGAUCUAUGCGAGCUACCCGAGGAGGAUGAGAGUGAUGACGAGGAGACGGCGCAGCGGUACGCCGCCAUGUCCAAGGCUGAAGUGUUCCACGAGCGGCUGCAGAAGGCUACGCAGGACCUCGGCGUCAAACUCACGUUCCAGCCCUUGAUCAAACACUACACAGAAGUCCUGGAAUGGCUGUCGGACCCGGAAGCGGACUGCAAGGCAAUCAACAAGAAGGCAAUAACGUCUCUUGCGCAGAUAACGGCGCAGUGCGUCGAGAUCUACCACAAGACCGCCGAGAUGAUGCUCGUCAAGCAACGACGGUCAACGGCCGAUGAAGCUGACGCUCUUACACAAUUGACAGUGGCACUGAGUCAAUACAUCCAGGAGACGGCGAAAGUGUUCGCACAAACACUAGAUAACAAAGCAACGUCGGACUACGCCGCCGAAGCUAACCAUUACAUCACCAAUAUAUACUUAGAGGGUGGCAACAGUGUAUCGUACAUUCAAGACGCAUUCCUGUUAAUACAACCCAUCAUACAAAUAGGCGCUAUAUAAUGUACAUAAAUAAUUAGAAAAGGUUUAGUACGAUCUACUCUGAACCGGCGUGCGUGUAUGAAACGAUUGAUGAAUGUGGAGGAAGCAAGAAAAGUGUGUCAGGAUCGAAGCAAAUGGAAUUCUACAGUCUCCGCUUACCUCGGUGGGAAAUAGGCGUGAGUUUAUGUAUGGUCUCGAGCAUUAAUAUGUAUACACUUUGGUACCAUGUCACAUUAUUUUUUUUGACAAAUUCAACUGUAAGUCUCACUAAAUGUCAAAUAUGUUAGUGCGACAGAGUCCUAAAGUGAGUACAUUAUAUUGUUCAUGACUGUAUGUAUCAUAAUUUUAUUUUAUAAGUUUGCGUUUGACCGCAACUCACUUUUUAGUAAAUGACGAAGUGGCCUAAGGUGAUACACGGCUAUAUAGUAAGGGGACGAACGCGUGGACUGUGUCUCUUAAGACCUAGAGUGGAUACACAUUUAGUAAAGCACCUUUUUUUUACUAUGAGCAGAUUUGGUAUAAGUGAAGUGUCAGGUAGAGUGUGUCCUCCAGCGAGGACAGCUACUCAUAAUUAGCUAAUCUAUGACCACUUAUUCUUCUGAAUGCUCCAUUAUAUCUUUUCUCUUGAGUCCAGUAAGCUGGAUUGCCAAUUCAUUGGGAUGUUUUUUCAGCCUUGCUUGGUAGAGUAAAGCACCUAAAUAAUAAUUUAUAAUCAUUUAAAAUCUUCAAUAAGACCCAGAGGGUUAUUCUAGAUAAUAUUUAUUCUUCCUCCGAAAUAAUAGGCUAGUUUCCAACUAUAAUAGUCAAAUCAAUUACUUUUUACUAAACGUCAAAACACGAAAUUACUAUGGAAUUUGUAUGAAAAGGAACAAGUGACGUCAUAGAAAAAUGUGACCCAAUGUCGGACGUAUUAUUACGUUUUUAUUGUUUAAAAUUUAUAAAUAAGUUAAAUAGAAAAAUAAAAUGUUUUUCGUUAGUUUUACUUGUGUUAUUAUUUAGUAAUCAGAAUUUCAUAAUUUAUCUUGAACCUAUAUAUACGACCCAAUUAAAGUUGUCGAUAUCCGUGUGGUUACCCUACCUUAGGCUUCGUCGUCGCUUGCGGUUAGGUUAUAAUUAGGUGAGAAACCUAUGUUGAAUAGAAAAAUAAUAAUAAAAUUAAGUUUUAUUUCGUUGGUUUAGUCUCGACAGCAUUUCAAACACAUAUCUAUUAUAAUUUUUAAAAUUUUAUCCUGAAAAAAUGUAAAAAAAUAAUAUUCUUAUUUACUCUUAAUAUAUUGGACAAUAACGCAUAAUAAACGUUUUGUUAGAUAAU
Molecule: messenger RNA, 3087 nt
Organism: Pectinophora gossypiella (pink bollworm)
Lineage: Eukaryota; Metazoa; Arthropoda; Insecta; Lepidoptera; Gelechiidae
Product: protein FAM114A2
Exons: 10
Coding region: 111-1796 (561 amino acids)
Source: RefSeq, a predicted model, not a curated record